GAGCGCAGCUUCGAGUGCCAGAUGUGCGGCAAAGCCUUCAAGCGCUCGUCCACCCUGUCCACCCACCUGCUCAUCCACUCGGACACGCGGCCCUACCCCUGCCAGUUCUGCGGCAAGCGCUUCCACCAGAAGUCGGACAUGAAGAAGCACACCUACAUCCACACGGGUGAGAAGCCACACAAGUGCCAGGUGUGCGGAAAGGCCUUCAGCCAGAGCUCCAACCUCAUCACCCACAGCCGGAAGCACACGGGCUUCAAGCCCUUCAGCUGCGAGCUCUGCGCCAAGGGCUUCCAGCGCAAGGUGGACCUGCGGCGGCACCGCGAGAGCCAGCACAACCUCAAGUGA
Molecule: messenger RNA, 345 nt
Organism: Myotis lucifugus (little brown bat)
Lineage: Eukaryota; Metazoa; Chordata; Mammalia; Chiroptera; Vespertilionidae
Product: zinc finger protein Gfi-1b
Exons: 2
Biological process (GO): regulation of transcription by RNA polymerase II
Cellular component (GO): nucleus
Molecular function (GO): DNA-binding transcription activator activity, RNA polymerase II-specific; RNA polymerase II cis-regulatory region sequence-specific DNA binding
Source: RefSeq, a predicted model, not a curated record